AUGUCCUUCAACGACCUCGAACGGGGCUCCUCGUCCCGCGGAGGCGGCUCUGGUGGUAGCGGCGGAUCUCGCAAGACGCCCCUCCCAUUGUAUCGCGACGAAGUCUCCUCGGCACUUCCACCAGAGUUCGAAAAGCUCUCGAGCAAGAUAGGCAUCCAGAUCUUCAAGAUCAACUCGAAUGUCACGGCGAUUCAGAAACUCAUCACACUCUCCUCCUCAAACGCGUCCGGCAAGGCAGGCGCGCAGGACUGGAGCAAACGCAUCAACGACUUGAUAGAGACCACGCGCGAACUCGUCAAAGAUGCCACAGCUGACAUCAAGCAGCUGUCCACCUUCCCUCUCGGUCCAGCAAACGGCGGUGCUAAGCUGACGCAAGGCAAGCUACAACGCGAUUUCCAGGCUGCAGCUCUCCAAUUCCAGCGAGUCCAGAAGGAGGCAGUCGCAAAAACACGGGCCAAGUUGGAGCAGGACAAGCAGAAGGAACGACAGAUGCUCAAGUCGCGCAACUCCCAGCAGCUGCUCAUUGACACGGAAGAGUCUGAUCGUUCUGCAGCAGCGAUCGGCGGCGCGGAAGGUGGGUUGCAGGCGGAGUCGCUCGAUCUGUUGCCAGAAGGACCGACGCAAGCGGAUCUUGAGUAUCAGGAAUCGCUCAUCACCUCGCGUGAAGCUGAGAUCCGUGAAAUCGAGUCCGGCGUCCAGGAGCUCAACGAGAUCUUCCGUGACCUUGGCAACAUUGUUCAGGAGCAGGGAGGCAUGAUCGACAACAUUGAGUUCAACAUCAACUCGAUUGCGGAGAACACGGCGGGCGCAGAUCGGGAGCUGGUCGUGGCACAUGAGUAUCAGAGGAAAGCAGGAAGGAGAUGCAUCAUUCUGUUGCUGGUGGUCGGCUUUGUGGUGGCGGUGGUGCUCUUGGCGGUACUCAACUGA
This is a messenger RNA of Kalmanozyma brasiliensis GHG001, 927 nucleotides long. RefSeq names its product Target SNARE coiled-coil domain protein. The record is from RefSeq and is a predicted model, not a curated record. Bases 1 to 927 code for a protein of 308 amino acids. The transcript has a single exon. Gene Ontology annotation, biological process: vesicle fusion; intracellular protein transport; Golgi to vacuole transport. Gene Ontology annotation, molecular function: SNAP receptor activity; SNARE binding. Lineage: Eukaryota; Fungi; Basidiomycota; Ustilaginomycetes; Ustilaginales. Gene Ontology annotation, cellular component: membrane; endomembrane system; SNARE complex.